AAUUCUUUGUUCCUGUUCUCCUACUCUCCGGAAGUUACUUUCCAUCAUGCCUGAGCCCUCAAAGUCCGCUCCAGCGCCCAAGAAGGGCUCCAAGAAGGCGGUGACCAAGGCGCAGAAGAAGGACGGCAAGAAGCGCAAGCGCAGCCGCAAGGAGAGCUACUCCGUGUACGUGUACAAGGUGCUGAAGCAGGUCCACCCGGACACCGGCAUCUCGUCCAAGGCCAUGGGCAUCAUGAACUCGUUCGUCAACGACAUCUUCGAGCGCAUCGCGGGGGAGGCGUCUCGCCUGGCGCAUUACAACAAGCGCUCGACCAUCACGUCCCGGGAGAUCCAGACGGCCGUGCGCCUGCUGCUGCCCGGGGAGCUGGCCAAGCACGCCGUGUCCGAGGGGACCAAGGCCGUCACCAAGUACACCAGUUCCAAGUGAGUCCGUCCACAGUGCAGCGACAGGUCAUUCUCGGCUCUCACCCCAAAGGCUCUUUUCAGAGCCAUU
This is a messenger RNA of Castor canadensis (American beaver), 493 nucleotides long. RefSeq names its product histone H2B type 1-N. Gene Ontology annotation, cellular component: nucleosome. Lineage: Eukaryota; Metazoa; Chordata; Mammalia; Rodentia; Castoridae. Gene Ontology annotation, molecular function: protein heterodimerization activity; DNA binding; structural constituent of chromatin. The record is from RefSeq and is a predicted model, not a curated record.